Messenger RNA from Heterostelium album PN500, 1059 nucleotides. It is a transcript of the gene scfd1, whose product is annotated as Sec1 family protein. The coding region runs from base 1 to 1059 and encodes 352 amino acids. The transcript has a single exon. Gene Ontology annotation, biological process: intracellular protein transport; endoplasmic reticulum to Golgi vesicle-mediated transport. Lineage: Eukaryota; Evosea; Eumycetozoa; Acytosteliales; Acytosteliaceae. Gene Ontology annotation, cellular component: Golgi membrane; cytosol. The record is from RefSeq and is a predicted model, not a curated record. Gene Ontology annotation, molecular function: syntaxin binding.
AUGACCUACGAUUUGGACUCGGCAAUCGACACGUUCUGGCAGAGCAAUAGUGGCGCGCCAUUCCCGUCGGUUGCAGGCGAGGUCAAAGCGACGAUCGACGAAUACACCGCCGACAUGGAGAAGAUUGGAAAACUAACGGAUAUCUCGACGGACGACAACUUGGAUCCCGUUCCCAACAACAACAAACAGCAGCAGCAAGACAAGGCAGCCAGUGCCGCAGGACUUGGCGACCUCGUAACCAGACUCAAGGAAAAGAAACGAUUGAUCGACUUACACACACAUCUAGCGACAGACUUGAUGAAGCAUAUACGUGACAGACAGAUCGACUACUUCUUCUCGAUGGAGGAAGCAAUCAUCACACGUUCCAUCAUCGACAAGAAAGAACUGACAUCGCUAAUCACCAGCCCAGUCAUUGGUAGCGAGGGAGGACGUGGAACUCUCGCCGACAAGAUUCGUCUAUUACUCAUCUAUUUCCUCUCGUCGAGAUCACCCGUUCCCGAGAUGGAUCAAUACGAAGAGGCGUUGCGCGGUAUGGGUGCGGAUCUCGCGCCACUCGACUACUUUAAAAAGACAAAGGCAUUCAACGAUUCACUGGCGAUUGCACACUCGUCGGCAUCGUCGGCUGGCGCCAACCAAUCCGGUGGAUCAUCGAUGAACAAACACGUCGGUGGUUUCAUGCAGAUGCUCUCUGGCUACCAGCCAGUAGAGUCGGUCACCAAUUUCUUCUCACAGGGAGUGCGUUCCCUCCUGCCAAAGAGUAAAGAUCUCUUUGUCACCCGAGUGGUCGAGUCGAUCAUGGAGUUGAAGAACACGCUCGACGCCGACUACCUCUACCUCGACCCCAAGAUUCAAAACAAGACAAACGUACCUCGUCGUACCUCACCCUUCAAAGAAGCAAUCGUUUUUAUUGUCGGUGGUGGCAACUACGUAGAAUAUCAAAAUCUUCAAGACUACACAAAGAAACAAAACAAAAAGAUCAUCUAUGGAACAACCGAAUUAUUAACAUCAAAACAAUUUUUACAACAAACAAAAGAAUUAAAAGAACAUUUGAAUAAAUAA